AUGGACGUGCAGAUGGAGGACAACGGCGGCGCAUCGCACGAGGAGAAGUUCCGCGUGUACAACGAGGCGCUGGUACACGCGGCUACGUGUCCCGAGUCCAAGUGUGAGGCGCUCAACGGACGUUGCCACAAGGUCAAGGUCAGUAUCGACCACUUCGUGCGAUGCUAUGGUGCUCGCCGCAAAUAUUCCCCCAUUGAGAGCUGCGAGAUGUGCUCCAAAAUCUGGGGCCUGCUUUGCUUCCACGCCAAGACGUGUCAAACGCCACUAGGCCAGCACUGCGCCGUCUCGCAGUGCGAUUAUCUACGCGACAAGAUUGCACGCAAGCGAGAGAGCGAUAGACGCGAGCUGCAGGAGGCCAAAGCCAAGAUACAGGACAAGUUCGAGGAGUGGCCCGUGGAGCGACGCAUAGCGCAGGUGGAGGCCGACAGGCAGCAGGUGAUGCAGCUCAUAGCCGAUAUCCGCGCGGGGAAGACGCGCCAACCGCAGAUGGUACAAGCUCAGCAGCAACCCAUGAUGUCCAUGAGUUGA
This is a messenger RNA of Phytophthora nicotianae INRA-310, 528 nucleotides long. RefSeq lists its product as hypothetical. The record is from RefSeq and is a predicted model, not a curated record. The coding region runs from base 1 to 528 and encodes 175 amino acids. Lineage: Eukaryota; Oomycota; Peronosporomycetes; Peronosporales; Peronosporaceae. Gene Ontology annotation, cellular component: histone acetyltransferase complex; transcription regulator complex. Gene Ontology annotation, biological process: positive regulation of transcription by RNA polymerase II. Gene Ontology annotation, molecular function: histone acetyltransferase activity; chromatin DNA binding; transcription coactivator activity. The transcript has 2 exons.